Messenger RNA from Phytophthora sojae, 3099 nucleotides. RefSeq lists its product as hypothetical. Lineage: Eukaryota; Oomycota; Peronosporomycetes; Peronosporales; Peronosporaceae. The record is from RefSeq and is a predicted model, not a curated record. The coding region runs from base 1 to 3099 and encodes 1032 amino acids. The transcript is spliced from 9 exons.
AUGGCGGAGAGCGCACCUUCGGACGGCAAGCAAGCGACGGCGCCAGCUCAAGGCACGGCGCCCCCCCGGCAGCGCGCCCCCUCCGACGCAGCAGCGCACCGGCGACGCUCCUGCGGAAGCCGCACAUGUGGGGAUGCGGGCAAGACCUCUGACGCGGACAUGCGCGAGGCCGAUGGCAACGCCUCGGCAGACGCUGCAACCCAGGAAACUGGUGACGCGAACUCAGGGUCUAAGGCUCCAGACGCAGGCGGUGCAACUUCGAACGUGAACAUGGAGGGCGCCCCUAAAUUCAAGACACCUCGACACACGACGCUGGAGGACGUCAGCGGGCUCAUCUUUGCAGGUAUGCUUCGACAGGAGGAGGUUGAUUUCCUUAACUUCCUGGUCCCUGAACGUCCACCACACUGGAAGCUGCCGGCUCCGCCGAAUCUCAAGACCAACGCGCAACUCGUGGGAGUCCCAGGGAUCGUGAACGACAUUCGCGCGGGCGCGUUCGCCAUGGAAGGCUACGGCGGCGCGACUACGCUGGUCGGCUUCGAGGAGCUCUCCGACGAGGAUCUUCAAGGGUUGAAGGAAGUCUCAUUCGAGCUGGACCACACCCUGAAUUUCAUCGGUAUUCGACGCGAGAUGGCUUCACUCCUGCGUCACUUCAACAGCACAAGGCUCGCUGAACGUGUGUUCAAGAUGACUGGUUACCUGCGUCGCGUCCUUGAAGCCUAUAGGCACAUGAUUUCCCUGGCUGAUUCUCAGCAGGGUGCUUCCGCUGUCCAAGACACGGUCGACACGCGGCGCAAGUACAAGGAAUUGAAGUGCUCCUGGAAAUUCACGUGUGACUACUGGCUUCUGGAGGUUCAAGAGCCCCUGGGCAAAGCGGAUUCCGCCGGGGACCAGCAAAAGACAGCGUUGCAGGAACAGAUGGUGCAAUACCAGGACGAGAUUGAUUCCCUGGAAUCCGAGAAGGCGCAGCUCAAGGCGCGCCUGGCGGACUCUGAGGCUCAGGUGCAGAUCCUGAAAUCGCGACUCGAGGCUGCUGCUGCUGUGGAUCCCUGGAAGUUCUCUGACUUCUUGCAGAAACACACUGAAUUUACGGGUAAUUGGGAGCGUUUCCACGACCUCUUCAAGUUCUGCAUCAAUGUUGUGGUGAAGCACCGAACAAGAAUUUCCAACUGCGAUGACAUCAAGCGACAUGGCGGCAGAACGAUAGGCAGGGAUCAGGCUGCGGUCGCGGAUCAAGAGGGUCUAUCGAGAGAUCUCAAGCGAUUGGAUAACACCCAAGCCCGGAUCGACGACCAAUCUCGCAGACCUAAGGCGGCCGAGGACAGAAGAGGACGGAUCGGCAGCGCACAGCAACUCGCACAGGUCAUCGAUCGGGAGUUGAUCGCCGAUCGCCGAUCGGGAUCGAUCGUGGAUCAGACCCCGAUCGUGGAUCGCCGAUCGUGGAUCGUGGAUCGGGAGCCGAUCAUGGAUCGCCGAUCGACCCGGAUGGGAAGCACAUGGGGGCGAAGCCAGGGCAAGAAUCCACCUCCUGAGUCCUGGGACACUGUCAUCAACGUCACGGCCAUGGACAAGCGCAAGGCUGCGGUGGCCCCGUAUCCUGAGAAGAGCACGCGCAUGCCUCCGUCUUCAGGGUCUGGGUCGUCCAGUCGUCCUGAAAUUCUGGAUCUCACGGGUCCUGGCAGCAAGUCUCGCAGCGGCACCAGACACACAUUCGAAGUCCACAAGCUCCAAGGUUCCCAGCGUCGUCCCAAGAAUCAUCAACCUGGCCGCGACUCUGUGCGUCGCGCCGGCGAGAAGAAUGUGGUGUCCAAGGAGGCCGCACACACGAUGCUCCCUGGGGGUAUCGUCUGGAAGGAAGUUCGGCCAGACGUGCGUCAGGCCAUUCUUGCUGGGCUCAGGAACGACACAGCCAUGGAGUGGAUCGGCAGCGAUCGGGCGGCUCUCGGACAUUUCCGGCAGCCGCAGCCGACCCAGAUGCUCGUGAGCAUGAUGCACUGGCGUCGUCUCGACCAGACUCCCUGGAGCAAGUACGUCCCUGAGGCCAACUACGAAAUGGCGGAUGAGCGUCUGGAUCGGCGCCUUCGACGUGGUGACACUCCGUCACCCUGGGCAAACCUCGACGACCAAGUGGUGUAUCCUGACGAAGACGCAGAUUCCACGGUGGACGACGUUGAGAACGACCCUGACUACAAGCCUCCUGCUCAAGACCCAGAGGAAGACACCAGUAGCUGUUCCGAAGUGGAAGCGGGGAAACCCGCCGCUAAAAUUCAGGAGGGCGUCAAGGAGGAGGAGGAAGAGGACGACGAAGAAGAAGUAGAAGAACCCCUGGAAUCCAAGCCUCCUGUCAAGCGUCCGCGUUCGGGGUCCAGCGGGAAAUCCCAGAGUUCCAACCCAAAGCCUAAGAAGCAGCGUCGCAAGGAGUCCCAGAAACACACUUCUGGCACUCAGGCUUCCGGUGCAACUCAGGAGACCAAGGCCCCUACGCGUCCCAAGAAACCAUUCACGCUCGCUCGCAAGUCAUACGCAGAGCUCACCGUUGAGGACUUGAGGACGACCGAGGUCCCUGAAGAUGACGAGACCUCCUGGUGCAUCCACCGUAUCCUGGUGUUGUAUCCAAGCUCGACCAAGAGCUCGUCCUGCCAGACUCCUGGGUUUCCAGAGGAUGAGAUCCACAAGGUAUUCUACUUCCACGAGCGAAGCUUGCUCACGGCGAAGGCACUCAAACUGGUGGAGGAAAUCGUGGACGCCAUGCACAAGCACGCACAAGUAAUUUGGGAACGGGGACACUGGGUGCCCAUCCCGACCGAGGCCACGGGAGAUACACUCAUGGAGAGCUCUGACAAUACCCCUGGGUUCAUACCCUCGUUGCUGCACGAGCCAGGUGUCUGGAAGAUCCCUGACAAGUGCUGCCACUGGAUUUGGGAAGAUCCCACGGCCACGACCCAGCUUGCUGCGUUGGACAUGCGCGAGCCGACCCGGGUGAAGUGGAACACGGCUGCCGAUGACGGCGAGUGGCUCCAGUACGUGCCGCGCAAUGUCUCCCGCCACAUCAAGCCUACGGCCAUCCGUAAGCUCAACCUGCUGUCUCUUGUGUACUCUUGA